Lynx canadensis (Canada lynx) is the source of this 2073-nucleotide messenger RNA. RefSeq names its product ring finger protein 8 (gene RNF8). The transcript is spliced from 8 exons. Lineage: Eukaryota; Metazoa; Chordata; Mammalia; Carnivora; Felidae. Gene Ontology annotation, molecular function: ubiquitin protein ligase activity; histone binding; metal ion binding. Gene Ontology annotation, cellular component: ubiquitin ligase complex; cytosol; nucleus. Gene Ontology annotation, biological process: protein K48-linked ubiquitination; ubiquitin-dependent protein catabolic process; double-strand break repair. The record is from RefSeq and is a predicted model, not a curated record. Bases 109 to 1572 code for a protein of 487 amino acids.
CUUCUGUCUGUUGUUUAGGUAUGGCGCCGGCGCCGAAGCCGAGAGGCGGCGGGAACCCGGGUGGGGGUCUCGCUCUGUGCUGACCGCGAUCCCGGGGCCGAGUGGGCUAUGGGGGAGCCCGGCUCGUUGGUCACGGGAGACCGCGCCGGUGGCCGGAGUUGGUGCUUGCGACGAGUGGGGAUGGAUGCUGAGUGGCUGCUGCUCGAGGACGGAAACGAGGUAACUAUAGGGCGAGGAUUUGGUGUCACAUACCAACUGGUAUCAAAAAUCUGCCCUCUGAUGAUUUCCCGAAACCACUGUGUUUUGAAGCAGAAUGUCGAGGGCCAGUGGACAAUUAUGGACAACAAGAGUCUGAAUGGUGUUUGGCUGAACAGACAACGUCUAGAACCGUUAAAUGUCUAUUCUAUCCAUAAGGGAGACCACAUCCAGCUUGGGGUACCUCUGGAAAAUAAGGAGAAUGCAGAGUAUGAAUAUGAAGUUACUGAAGAAGAGUGGGACAGGAUGUAUCCUUGUCUUGCCCCAAAGAAUGACCAGAUGACGGGAAAAAAUAAGGGAUUGAGAACUAAAAGGAAAUUUAGUUUGGAUGAAUUAGAGGGCCCUGGAGCUGAAGGCCCCUCAAAUUUGAAAUCCAAAAUAAGUAAAGUAUCUUGUGAAUCUGGUCAACCAGUGAAGUCUCAUGGGAAAGGUGAAGUGGCCAGUCAGCCCUCUGAAUAUUUGGAUCUUAAGUUGACUUCUCUUGAGCCAAGUGAGAAGGCCACAGAGGUUCAUGUUUACCCUGGCUCCACAAAAGUCAUAGAGCUUCAUCAUAAGAAGCAGAAAGCCUCAAACCCUUCAGCAUCUCACAGCAGCUUAGCACUGUUCAGGGUGACCAUGUCCAGGAUUCUGAAGCUGAAAACACAAAUGCAGGAAAAACAGGUAGCUGUACUGAAUGUGAAAAAACAGACCCAAAAAGGGAACUCAAAGAAAAUCGUAAAAAUGGAGCAGGAGCUGCAGGACUUACAGUCCCAGCUAUGUGCAGAGCAGGCCCAGCAACAGGCCAGAGUGGAACAGCUAGAGAAGACUUUCCAGGAAGAGGAACAGCAUCUCCAGGAUUUGGAGAAGGAACAAGGAGAAGAGGACCUGAAGCAACAGCUGGCCCAGGCUCUACAGGAGCAUCGGGCUCUAAUGGAAGAGCUAAACCGCAGCAAGAAGGACUUUGAAGCAAUUAUUCAAGCCAAGAACAAAGAAUUGGAACAGACCAAGGAGGAGAAGGAGAAGGUGCAAGCACAGAAGGAGGAAGUUCUUAGCCACGUGAAUGAUGUGCUGGAGAAUGAGCUCCAAUGUAUUAUUUGCUCAGAAUACUUCAUUGAGGCUGUCACCUUGAACUGUGCCCACAGUUUCUGCUCCUACUGUAUCAGUGAAUGGAUGAAGCGAAAGGUAGAAUGUCCCAUUUGUCGGAAGGACAUCAAAUCCCAAACCCACUCCCUGGUUCUGGACAAUUGCAUUAAUAAGAUGGUAGAUAAUCUGAGCUCAGAAGUGAAAGAACGACGAAUUGUCCUCAUUAGGGAACGAAAAGCAAAGAGACUGUCCUGAAGACCAUGCUCCAGGGGCAUUCGAAGGACUGCCAGGCAGUGGGAGCUUGGAGCUUGGGAUGGUCUAGAGGAUUCUCUGUGGACAGACCUGUGGACAGGUCUUGGGCCGCUCUGAGAUAGAGCAUGGGAUGGAGCCACGUGGGACAGAGACUGAGUUAGGAAGUCCUCCUGAGCCUCCAUGUCGGCCAGCCUUGUGGCCACCAUUGUCUGAAGAGCCACUGGUCCUCACCGCACCGACUGCUUCAGGGUACUCAGUAGACUCGGCUUCACUGCACGUUGAAUGGGUUAUGUAUUUCUGUUCUGCUUUUUAAAUUUAUUGUUGUUGUUACUGUUUCGGUACCUCAGAAGCACCUCUGUCGACAUUUGUUUUGGAUGGGUUGGGUGUACCCUUACGGCUGCCCCUAAAAGCUAAGACAGCUUCUCUUGGAGAAGACGGCAUACCUCUUUGUGAAAACAAGAUGUCAUUUCCUGGAAAUAAAAUGUAAAGCCUAUCAGUUGUGCA